This is a messenger RNA of Dromiciops gliroides (monito del monte), 8127 nucleotides long. RefSeq names its product chromosome 4 C6orf89 homolog (gene C4H6orf89). Gene Ontology annotation, cellular component: Golgi membrane; nucleolus. The transcript has 8 exons. Lineage: Eukaryota; Metazoa; Chordata; Mammalia; Microbiotheria; Microbiotheriidae. The record is from RefSeq and is a predicted model, not a curated record. Bases 258 to 1337 code for a protein of 359 amino acids.
AAGGCAAGAAGCCAUUUUGCGUUUCCGUGAAUGUGCGGGAGUUUGGCGGCCGGGAAAGGAGGGAGAGUUCGGAGGAAGGGAAGGCAGGGAGGGAAUGGUGGCUGAAUCCCGGUCGCGGGACCGGAAGCCUAGCGGAAGCCGGAAAUUGCUGGGGGGGCGGGCCUCCCAGCCAAGCAGCCCGGGCGAUCUCUCCAGGCUCCCGCCGUCCCCCGAGGCAGGAGGCAGCCCCGGGGGCGCGGGGUGAACCAGGGCUCUGUAUGGAUUUUAUAUUGGAAGACAUGGAUCUUGCUGCCAAUGAGCUCAGCAUCUAUGAUAAACUUUCAGAGACCAUCGAUUUAGUGAGGCAGACAGGACAUCAGUGUGGAAUGUCAGAGAAGGCAAUUGAAAAGUUUAUCAAACAGCUGCUAGAGAAGAAUGAACCUCAGAGGGGACCACCCCGACAUCCUCUGCUCAUGGUUGCUUACAAGGUCCUGAUCACACUGGGGUUAACCCUGCUCACUGCCUACUUUGUGAUUCAGCCCUAUAGCCCUUUACCACCUGAACCAGUGCUCUCUGGGGCUCACACCUGGCGCUCUCUGAUCCAUCAUAUCAGGCUGUUGUCCCUGCCCAUUGCCAAGAAGUAUAUGCUUGAAAAUAAGGAAUUUGUUCCUCUGUCUAAUUAUAAUGAGCCCCCAAGUGACGAUGGAUACCCAGAAUGUGAUGACUGGUGGAAAACCGACUGCAACCCCAACAAUGCCACCAUCCCUCCUAACUGCACUGGCUGUGCAUUGAUUUCAGGCCUCCAGGUGGUGCCAAUCUUGUCACAAUUACCCCCUCAAUUUGAGAAACUCCAGCCUCUGCUAAUCAAGACUGGCACUUCUCUGACAUCCAAGGAUCUUCAGCUUUUUCAAUGCCAGUACCCAGAGCUGACCGAAGGGAUCUCAGAAGGAAUAUUAGCCCGGUGGUGGAAUUGUUUUCCUCAUCAGCAUUUCCCUUUUAGUUUCCCAUGGAGCAAACCUCUGAAUAGAACGAACAUUCUACAUCAGCUUUUCCCUGUGUUCAGUUCCUUGCCAUUUCCCAAAGAUGUCUCCUUGAAAAGCUGCUUUGUCGCCCAUCAACCACCUGUACUAGGAAGUAAGAUGCGUGCAGUGCAUGACCUGUUUGUCAUCGGCAGUGGUGAAGGCAUCAUGUACCUCACUCCUCCUCCUGAGUGCCGAAAGCACUGUAAUACUGUGGUGAUGCAGCUGGAGCCAGGGGACAUCGGCUAUGCCAGUGUGGAUCAUUGGAAGAUAAGUGUUGGACCAAGAGGAACAGAGCCCUUGGUGAUCUGUGAUGGAACCACCAACUCAGAAAUGUAGAGAAACAGGUUUCUGUCCCAGGAGAACCUGGUAGAGCUGAAGAGAAGAUCAGGUGAUUGGGUGGGCGGGGCGGGAAAUAAAAAGACCGAAACAAUGAAAUUUCUUUUCAGGGGUUGGUUACUUAGUAGUUAUCCCUUUGCAUGUGUGAUUCAGUGAUUCAGGUAGUGUUGUGUUCAGUGUAACCUUGUGUAUGAUAUAGUCAUGCUCACUCUGUAGAUAGACUGUGAAGUAUUCACUUUCCCAUAGGCUGCUCACUCAGGCUAAAAGCCGGUGUUCUUGGUGAGCUACAAAUAUUGUCUGACUCCUUGGAGAAUUCUCAAGAAGAGGGAACACUCAAAAAGCACCUGUCUCACCUGACAUCUUGCAGCUGAGACCCACCACUGUCCUGCUGAAGGGGAUCUGCCUAGAGAAGGGGAGAUUCUGUCCUUUUUGCUGACUCUUAAGUUUGCCACUUUCAGCUUUCUGACAUGGGCUUGCAAAACCAUCCUUUUUGAGUGUUCAAGCAUAUUUAGACCCCUCUCUCCUGACCUAAUCCUGUUUAGACUUUCAUAUUUUGCAAAUCUGUAGUAGAGACUCCCUCAGGAACAUUUUCAUUGUUAUCCUCAGUACUAUUGACGAUAGAGUAGAUAUCUCAAGAUAAACCCUGAGCAACUAAGAUGGCCUCAGAUUGCAUACUUAGCAAGUGUACUUCUUUCUCAAUAUCCUUCCGAGAGACCUUAGGGAUUCCAGACUCGGACUAGAGUCUGGUAGUAAUUUGAUCAGGCAGUUCCUAGGGGUAAUAUUCUCCCAAAUUGUUUAGAUUCUCCAAUUUUUGGUGGUGUUCUCUCUCUCUUCCUCCCCCCAUAUCUGGUUUGUUUUCUCAGUAAGACGUCUCAUGAUCCCACCCAUGUCAAGGGUUUGUUUUGCUUUACCAAAGUGUCUUUCUAGACGGGGAGUAUGCUAAAGUAGGCCAGCCUGGGAAGCAGUUUCCUCCCUGGCCUUGAUCUUUAGGAUUUGAAUUUCUUCUGUGAAAAAUGUUUUACAGAUGUGUCAAGCUGAUGUCAUAGUGUGGUUAGGGGAGGAACUCAGGACAUGCAUUGUUGGCUGACUAAUGUUAGUGGGGUGUGAGGCUGCUGUUUUGCUGAGAAAUAAGGUGGGUUGUUGCUUUUUUUCAGUCUUGUAAAGCUGUUUUCUUUUCAUUGGGCGUUUGAGUCUAGUAAAAAUUUUUCUAAAAUGCUAUCAUUCAGUACCAGCAAUGUGGUGUAAAUGGUAGGGCUCGUUUCUUGUUCUGCUGCCUUCCUUAAAAAUGUCAAGACACCUACUACCUAGUGGGUAGGCAGGCCAUUGCUCAGAAAAAGACAAGACUAACAAGACUGACCAUCCUGGGACUGCAUUGGGAGCUGAAGCAAGCCAGCAUCUAGAACAGAUCUUUUUUGCUAAAGACUAAUGUUAUUGACUGGUGUUGAGGGCAGUUCAUGCUGAUAUGCACUAGGAGCUGCUUGCAAGGUUUCAUCCUUAGCACCAGGAGAGAGCCUAAAAAAACCAGAGCUCUGGAUUCUUCUUUCAGUUUUAUGAUCGUAUGGUCCCUUCUACUUAAUGUGAUUUCUUUAUCAUAUUCUUACCAGUUGUUUAUUAUAAAGGGCACGUAAGAAUUUAGAGCAAUAUUUCCAUAGCUGCUGUGUGGGUUAAUCAUUUUGAACCAGCCUAGAUUGUACUUGAUAAUCUGCCCUAGACCAGAACAAUAGUGAAUUACAUCCGAUGGAGCUAAUAGUUUAAAAAAGCAGCCACUUUUUAUAUCAUUAUGUAAGAACCCAAACCAGCAUCUCCUUGUAGAAAAUCUAGUCCUUUUAGACUCAUGACUCAGGAUUGCUUUAGAAUUCAGAAGAGAAGGUCUGAUGGGAACUUAGGCAAAUGUCCAGAGUUUCCUGGUAGCUUGCUCCAGAUGGAGUGUGAAGGGGGAAUAUUAUGUAUUGCCUCAGCUUUAGACGUCUCUGAUGCCCCUGGUCAGAUGCACUCCCAUUCUCUCUCUGACUUCAAAGGACUGCUCCACAACAACUGUUUUGGUGGCUGGGGCUUCUGGGUUUGUCUCUUGGAAGAGCUGAUGAGAUCUUAGCAACAUCAUAGGUUUUUAGAGCCUAUUCAGGACUGAAAAGGGCCCAAGAGACCCUCUCAUCCUGUCCCUCUUUUUAGAAACUAUGAAAGAGACGGUGACUUGCCCAUAGUUACCCAGAUAGUCAGGGACAGAGAUAGGAAUUGAUCCCAGAGCCUCUGACUCCAAACCCAUGGCUUUCUCCCUCUACCCUGUGUGCUCCAACUAGAGCUCAAAGGCUCUGGAGAAUGGAACAUUUACAUGAAACAGUGGCCUUGAAGUACUAAGCAGUGGAAGUCUUAGCAGAGCCACCACUGAAAGGUGACCCCCCCAGGAUGUUCUAGUAGCUGCGGUUUUGCCACUUCCACAAAGGACCGUUGCAACAAGUUAUUAGAAAUAAUGUAGGCCUCCGAAUUCUACCCUUGUUUCGAAGCUGUUUGAGGGUGUAAAAACUGUGAGUCUUAGGGACUGGGCUGAAGGGCCAUUUAAAAUUUUACCUGUUUCAUGGGUUACCAUGGCCAAAAAAAGUUUUGUUGCCAGGUGGCUAGCCUCUGGCUGCUCUACCUCUCUAUUCCUAGGCUGGCCCUCAGAUAAUAAGCUUUGUCUAUUCUAAACCUGGGGCCGUCCUCAAAGCCUUCCCAACCUGGUAGAACCUUACAGAGCUUACACUCUGUCAGCAAUGCCUUUGAGUUCACCUGGGGUCACCUCCAUACCAUGCAUCUUCCUAAGACCUUUUGGAAAUCCACAGUCGAAAUGGACUGAGCCAGAUUGAGUUGGCUGUACCUGGCUUCCAGAGGCAGUCAAGAAGUGCGUUGGUUAUUGUGCAGACUAAGCUGUGCAGUGACACCUGUCCAUGGACAAGAUCAGGCUUUCAUUUUCCCAGAGCAGAGAGAAUUUCAUCACUAGGAAUUGUCUUUGGAGUUUGGCCACUUUGGCAUAAAAUCCAGUUAGUUCCAGCUUCGGUCCCUUUUCCUAGAUUUUUUCUCUCUAUUGAGAUCAAAGAUGGGGAUGGCAAGGCGAGCAUAUAGAUAUCCAAAACACUGGUCUCCAGAGCUUUCUAGUCUGGUCUGUGAAGAGACCUAGGGACCAUUCAUUUUCCUGUGUCUUCUUCCGUUUGCUCCUAUCCUGCUCCAAUGUCUCCUUUGGUCCGUGGAGUUGACCCUGUGUUACCAGAGGCGACCCCAGGACCACAAGCUUUCACAGGCCUUUUAAAAUCCAGCUGGAAGAGAAGGCUUCAGGUAGAGGCUCUGAAAGGGACUCUGAUCUGAGUGCUGCCCUUGCCAAGUUCAGACACCUUAUCAUCAGAGGGCUGACCACCCUGUGAUUUUCUUUUUUGACAGUAGCAACCCACAAAAACUGCUAAGGCAUGGGGGAAAGAACCAUGAUCUGCUUUGAUGGAAAGAAGAACUGUAGUGGUUGGAAAUGCUGAUUCUUAGAGUUAGAGUGCUGGUUCAUAGAGAGGCAUCUACAAACAGGACAGCAGCCUUCUGUAGCUCUCAGCCACUUAAUCUAGCCAAGGAGAGCAAUAAGCAAAUAAUUAUGUGAAUGUCAGAGGUGAGCUUAAUUUAUUUAACUUUUUUGUAGACCUACCUUGGAAUUAGGCCAUUUCAGGGAAAAGACCUGGAAGUUGGUAAGGCUUUAGAAUGCAUUAGUCAGUCAGUAACAUUUAUUAAAUCCAUACUGUGUGCCAGGCACUGUUCCAAGUGCUGGGGCUACAGAUACAUAUAAAAACAGAAGCCCCUGCCCUCAAGGAUCUUACAAUCUAAAGGGUGAAGAUGUUAUUCAAAAGGGAGAAGUUGGAAGGGGAAAGGGGAAAAGAUUUUUAAAAAAACCUUAUUUUAAAGAUUGUUUGCAAGAAUCUUCUAGAAAGGAAUACAAAAGAGAAGAGGUGAAAGAGGUUCUCUAUCUUUUAUGAUGAUCAGUUCUUAAAUUUUGUCACACAAGCAGGUAGUUAGAAGAUGAGCUUGUCCAAGACAAUUCCUCAGGCCCGAGUGUUUUCAGAUAGCUUGCCAGGCAAGGGUACGACCCAAUUUCAGUUGUGGUCCCCUCAGGAUUUGUUUUUCAACACUUGAUUCCCUGUUCUCUUCCCCAAAAAGAGGUGAACCUUCCAGGACCAGGGGGUCCUCAGGACCAGAGGCAGAAGCAGUGAUUUCAAAACCAAAAGUAUCUUGUAGGAAUGGCAUGGGGAAGUCAGCACUGGAAUUCAUAGCUUUUGGGUUUUUUCCUUUUCAUUGUCAUUGGCGCUGUAUUAAAAUGGUUUAAAGUGGUUUACAUGUUAAAUGGGUUAGGCUUUAAUGGUUCUUAUACUGAGCAUUCAAAGUCUAGUCUCUUUUCUGUCUCUUUUUCUUUACAUGGCUGGAAAAGGCCAAACUGGAGAAGGAGGAAACAGGAUGGGCAAUGAAAUCCUAGGUAGAAAGUUUCACCUAGUUGCAUAGAUUUUUUUUUUUUUUUUGCAUAGAGUCUUAACGUACUUCCUGGGAAUUAAGCAAUGGGGUCUGUUUUCCCCUUUUGAGCUCCUUUUAGAAAUAGAAGAAACCCCUCAAUUCCCAGGUUCUGUCAUGCCCUUUGCAUCUCCCAGUGGUGAUUCUAGAGCUUAACAGGGUUCUACUCCAAUUGCUUUGGAAGAUUUUAUUGAAGUUAAUGAUUCUCCCCAUGUCCGAUUCCUUAGAAGUUUAUACAUGAAACACUUAAGUGUCGGGGCCUGGAGGAGAAUAUGAGAGUGGGUGCACAGCCUUCAGAGUUGAUGUCCAUGGGGAGGCUGUGGUACUACAAGAUGCUUUUAUCCCCUGCCAGCAGCACUCAUUUCUCUACCCACUCCUCUCCCCACAAGUUGUUGCACUAAUUCCAAGAGACUGCACUUUCAGAAUGUUUGGGUCUAGAAAGACAAACUUGUAGAUACACCUGCAAACUGUUACAUACCCUCCUUUUCCCCAAACAUAUUGCACCCUCCUCAGCCAAACUCUUGUCAUGGGUUAAGAUGGUGAAGGCCUAAACAGCUUCUCUGAUAAGACGGAGAACAUUUUAGAUGGUGCCCAUCUGUCCCUGAUGAUCAUACUGCCCCUUUGUUCUUAAGGUUUGAAUCUUAUUCUCAGCUGCGCCUUGCCACACGAUGUUUUUUUUUAAACCAGAUAUUGUUACUGAUACUUUUAAAUGUCACCUACCUUUCCCCAAUGUAGCCUUCGCAUCCCUUCCCAGAGAGCUAUCCUUUAUAUACCAAACAGUUUUUAAAGGGGAAAAACAGUUCAAGAAAACUGACCAGCACUUCAAAAAAAAGCCUAGAGUGAUCUCUGUUGCUUCACCUCCGCAAGGCCACAUUAGAUCUAUAAACUAGGAUUCCAAAGUGGUUCAGCCAGCCAGACAUCCCUCUGGACUCCAGCCAUAGUUCCAGGUCUGCCUGUCAUGGUUACUGUACUAAAGUGUGGGAGUCAGGUAAGCAGAAUCUAUGGAAAUGGGAGGCACGUAUUAUCUAUGCCAACAUCCAGCAAAACUUCAUCCUUACUGAGAUCCUAGAAUUGUAAACAUAUUCCUGGGGGAGGGGAAUGAGUUUUGGAAGACUAACAGGUGUUGUCUUUUUCGCACCACAUCCAAGUGCACCACGCCCUGUGAGCCGCAAGGGCUUAAGUGCUAGUCUGCUGGUCAUGCUCAGAAAUCAUCCACCCAGCACUUCUGCACAUCUGGCCCCAUCACUGUUUGACUUCCUUGGCCUAAAUAAUUGAAGUGAGACUUCUUUUGAUCUGCCAUUCCUUUCUCUUGAGACCUUAAAACUUCCAUACUUCUUUGGUGAGGGUUAUUAAAUACUUUGAUAAGUAGAUCCAUGUGGUAUUGUGACUCUGCUUAUAUAUUCCCACUUCUCCAACUCUUAGUAUGUGUCAGUCAACAGAUACUUAGCAGCUCACUGCUGCAAAGGCUCUUGAAUGGAAAAGAGGAAAUGAGCUCAUGAAAGGUGAUGUUAGAAAAAGCAUCCAGUAAGCCACCUUCACUUACUACAGGCGGUGGCUUUGGCCCUAUCGCUGUACUUGCCUCCCUUCCGGUCAGCUAGGUAUUGCCAGCGUCGUGUGUAAUCUGGUGGUGUGAGUGACAGAUCAGUGGAAGCCACAGAUAAUCCUGAGUCUGGUUUCAGACAGUGCUUCGACCUCCUUCCCCUUCCAAGCCACCUGAUCAGUUUGGAACAUUAGCAAAAGCACGUGGAUUUGCCCAGCUCCAUUUCCCUGCCCCCUCUGCUGCCAGCGGUCCUUCUAUGGCAUGCGGAAUGAAGGAGGAGAAUUUGAGAAGCCCAGAAAACCCAGACUGAAUGAUCAGUCCUUCAGAAAUUCAAGCAGUGAAGGGGGCACCUGGCAGUGAGGGCAGCUCCAGAAACUCGCUUCUUUUGUGUGUGUUUGUGAAGGUCAGGGCUCUUCCCUUUGCUUUGGAGCCCCCAAAGCAGCUGCGGUUCAUUUCCUGACUCUGUUUUGUUUGUGAGAAGUGAGUGUGCUGUGAAACUGAGACUUAGUACGGUGGUAGUAAUUUGUGCAAAGUUAGUGACAUAAGUGUUUGGAACUCCAUAUGCUAUGAAUAUAGUGGUGGUUAAUCAAAUACACAACUAACAAAAAUUUUAUUUACAGUAACUUAAUAUAUUGCAAACUUGUAAAUACCUCCAUCAUGUAAAGCAUGUAUAUAAAUCAAAAUUUUAUGUAAGUUUGGUUUUUACUUUUUGUGAUAAAGAUGCAUAUGGUGGUAAAUGUU